AUGGCAAGCACUACUUCAAUAUCAACAACUCCAAGUUCUGUAACCCACAGUUUUGGCCGAAGUUCUCUCUUCGCAUCAAACCCCAACUCUUCAAUGAUAUCAAUUCAUUUCAAACCAAAGGGGUUUGAAUAUUGGAGAAAUAACAAGACAUCAAAUACAUGUUUGGUCGUGCAAAGGAGAGCAGAGGAUUCUGUCGAGGUUAAAGAUAAUAGCGAAGUACCCACUUUAGAUGAUGUCAAAGCGGUUUCACGUGUGGAGGAGAGAUUAGCAAGAAAGAAAUCAGAGAGAUAUACUUACCUUGUUGCUGCAAUCUUGUCUAGUGUUGGUAUCACUUCAAUGGUUGCCAUGGCCGUUUAUUACAGAUUUUCAUGGCAAAUGGAGGGUGGAGAGGUUCCUUUGCUGGAAAUGUUUGGUACAUUUGCUCUGUCCGUCGGAGCUGUGGUUGGAAUGGAGUUUUGGGCACGGUGGGCUCAUAGGGCAUUGUGGCAUGCUUCCUUGUGGCAUAUGCACGAGUCUCAUCAUAGACCAAGGAACGGUGCCUUUGAACUAAAUGACGUUUUCGCAAUAAUAAAUGCGGUUCCAGCAAUUGCACUAUUUUCCUAUGGUUUCUUCAACAAAGGGCUUCUGCCUGGACUCUGUUUCGGUGCGGGUGUUGGAAUCACAGUGUUUGGGAUGGCCUACAUGUUUGUACAUGAUGGUCUUGUCCACCGUAGAUUCCCUGUAGGACCCAUUGCAAAUGUUCCUUAUUUAAGAAAGGUUGCUGCAGCCCACCAACUUCAUCACGCAGAUAAAUUUAUUGGGGUUCCUUAUGGACUGUUUUUGGGACCUAAUGAACUAGAAGAGGUGGGAGGUUUAGACGAGUUGGAUAAGGAGGUUCAAAGAAGGAUUAAAGCAUCUGGAUAG
Molecule: messenger RNA, 903 nt
Organism: Dovyalis caffra
Lineage: Eukaryota; Viridiplantae; Streptophyta; Magnoliopsida; Malpighiales; Salicaceae
Source: the annotation of a GenBank genome assembly